AUGGAUGAUGUAUACAUCGUUGUGGAUGUGCACUUCCAAGGAAUCUUCGCGAAAUACCCCAUACGGUACACCGAUGGGGUUACUCAGAGGCUGGUCGACAUCGACUUCACAGGCAUGGACAAGGAUAAGUGUUAUGCGUUCAUGGCAAGGUUAAGUGCAGAAAUGCGUGAGAAGCUCUACUACUGCCAACUUGAUAUAGAUUUCCCAAAAAGGGGAGAUGAGGAUGAGGUUGAGGUUAAGGACGAGGAUGAGGAUGACAAUAGAAGGCCUCAUUUUAUCAAAGAGGAUAAGGGUACACAAUCGGACAUGGGUGCCAACCCAUGUGUCGUUGAGCCUGUUGAUGAAGAUAUGGAUGACAAUAAAGAUGUUGAUCCUGACUUACCAAACAUUUUCAAUGAACAUCUACACUGGAAGGGGCAGGUACCAGUGUUAGGUAUGAGGUUUUGA
This is a messenger RNA of Lactuca virosa, 447 nucleotides long. NCBI's taxonomy places the organism in Eukaryota, Viridiplantae, Streptophyta, Magnoliopsida, Asterales, Asteraceae. The record is from the annotation of a GenBank genome assembly.